AAUUAUCAUGAUUUUUUUGUUACUCUGCUAUAUAGUUGGUUGAUGAUAUGGUCCUGCUUGGAAUACGAGCUGGAGGAGGCCAUAAUGUUUUACAAACCUUGGACCAUGCUGACAAGUCUCGAGGUUCUAUACCAACAUGCCCUGUGGAGGAGAUGUUUCUUUGUAGGCUUCUAGAAACAGAUUUUAUUGACAGUAGUGACGAUGAUGGGAUUGCUAAUUAUGUUGAACUAGUUUUAUCGGCACGCCAUUCCUCCACUAGGGACUUGAUAAAAUCUCUGCAGGAUACCAUCUCCGCCGAGAGGAUGAAAACUGAGAGAAUGACUUUUUCUUCGCAUGGAAAAUUAUCUGUUGAAGAUACUAUGAUGCAGCUUUCUAAGAUUGAUGAUAUGAUGAAAGAAGAGGCUAAAACUUGCAUGAGAUGAUCAGUGUUCUACAUUUGAAGCAUAAAGAAUAUGCGGAUG
Hibiscus syriacus is the source of this 461-nucleotide messenger RNA. Its product is annotated as E3 ubiquitin-protein ligase BRE1-like 2. The transcript is spliced from 3 exons. NCBI's taxonomy places the organism in Eukaryota, Viridiplantae, Streptophyta, Magnoliopsida, Malvales, Malvaceae. Bases 48 to 422 code for a protein of 124 amino acids. The record is from RefSeq and is a predicted model, not a curated record.